Molecule: messenger RNA, 4176 nt
Organism: Plectropomus leopardus (leopard coralgrouper)
Lineage: Eukaryota; Metazoa; Chordata; Actinopteri; Perciformes; Serranidae
Gene: col26a1
Product: collagen, type XXVI, alpha 1
Molecular function (GO): protein binding
Source: RefSeq, a predicted model, not a curated record
AACUGAAGGGUGGUUUUUCGAUCGGGACCAGAUGCGCUUUUAUGCGCUCCGUCUCCAGCCCUCACUCAGCGCGCUUUUUACGCACACUGGAUAUUUGACUCCUCAGCCCUCGGCACGAUGUCAAACGUCAGAAAACCGCAUUAUUCUAUAGGAAGAGGCUGUGUGUCAUUCAUUUUGGGCUCGUGAGGGGGGCAGUUUGUUUCUCGCAGGGAAGACGAAAUGAGCAACUCAUUCAUGGUUUCAGUGGAGUUUUCCUAGGCGCUCGUUCUCCCUGUUCCACUUCAGAUACUAUCAAAGAGGGAUUUAUAACUUCGGGAUUUACUUGAAAAAAUCGUCGGUGUCUGCGGAUAUCUCUGUCAGGGAUAAAUCAAAAGGAGAUGAUGGCUUUAUCGUUCCUGUACGCGCUGUGCAUGUGGAUAUCUAUAAUCUAUCCGUCGCUGCAAACAGGGUUUGUUUAUCAUUUUCCAGGCAUCACUGUGCAGCGGCAGCGCAUCAAAUCGGAGCAGGGCGGCAACGCUGGACCACCAGGUACCGGGACCCGUACUCAACUCAGGAACUGGUGUCAGUAUACUGUCUCCAGAACAGUGUCCUGUCAGGUGCACAAUGGGACAGAAACCUCAGUGCAGAGAGUGAUUCAGGCCUGCCGAUGGCCCGGACCAUGCUCCAAAGUCAUCAGCUACAGGACUCUGAUUAGGCCGUCCUUCAAACUUGCCUACAAGCAGGUGACUUCACUGGAGUGGAGAUGCUGCCCGGGGUUUGUGGGAGAAGAGUGUCGUGAGGAGUGUUUGAACUGCACCAGUUUCACUGACAUGAACAGCAGAAUAAAUUCCAUUGAAUCAAAGAUCAAGCUGUUAGAAGAGGGACGUUCAUCCCUGCAGACAGGCAGCAGUCUACCAGAGGGCUCAACCGACAAUGAGGUGGACGCACCCCAACCCACUCCUAUCGGACCGCCAUCAUACCUGCCACCAGGAGGCAGAGGAAUACCAGGGCCCAUUGGACCACCAGGGCCUCCAGGUUCUGCUGGACCACCAGGUCCACCGGGAAGAGCAGGCAUUCCAGGACCCAUCGGACCAAAGGGGGACAGAGGUGUUGCAGGAACAAUAGGUCUCCCUGGCCCUCCUGGUCCACCGGGUCCCCCAGGGCGGAGCUCCUCGUCUGUCCAAGUGCGUGGUGACGUUUUUCACGUGGACAAUCAAGAGGAGAUCCCCGUCCGUCCAGGCCUCCCUGCUCCUCAGAUCGUGGUUGGGCCACCUGGUCCAACUGGUCCAACUGGUCCUGUUGGCCCAUCAGGCCCUCCAGGACCGAGAGGACCCACAGGGAUGCCAGGCCUGCCAGGACGAGAUGGCAACGAAGGCCUCCAAGGCAAGCCUGGGGAUCCUGGGCCUAAAGGAGAUCCAGGGGAAAGGGGGCCUCCAGGUGUAGCAGGCGAGCUGGGCCUACCUGGAGCACCGGGGCCAAAAGGAGAGCCCGGAGAAGGCCUGAAUGAGGGCGAAGCUGUGCAGCAGCUCAGGGAGGCCCUGAAGAUCCUGGCCGAGAGAGUCCUGAUCCUGGAGCACAUGAUCGGUGUUCAUGAGACCUCUGAAGGAUCUGGUUUUGGCAGCAUUUUGGACCCCCUGUCGUUCUCUGCCAUAAAGACGAAGCGUCUUCAGCCUGUUCCUCAAACUCCAGGACCCGGGGAGAGACAAAGACAAGUUCCCCUUUAAGAGUACAGUCUAAUUAUGUAUGUAUGUGUAUAAUUAUGAUGGAUGUGGCAAAUUUUGCUUGACUUGACGUAGACUUUUGUUUUUAUCAUGUUUCUUGAAUUAUGACAAUUUAUUUGCCAUUUUUUAGCAGUAAAAACAAAGAGAUGUUGAGCAUUUCAUUCACACGAAAGGCUUUUUUGAGCCUUUCUGACCUUGUUGCUGCAUGCUCUUAGUCCACAUAACCUUAGCGGCAGCACUCGUACAAUGUUGUACAAUGAAAUAUAAUCUCAUAAAGUGUUAUGAGGGUUUUGGCAUCUUUCUUUUCCUCAGAUAACAGACUGCCUCGUAAACACAUCAGUUUCCUUGGCUGAUGUUGCAAAACUCCUCAGGCUGUGAUGUGAGUUCCCGAGAGCUGGACCCAAAAUAUACUAUUUAGUGUCAAACACAUUCUUGGAUCGACCUCGGGGUUCAUCUCGUGUUAGCCUGUCAAACAUAUUUCUCCCUUUCUCUUCUCUCUGUCUCUCUCUGGUUGCUCUGCCUUGUUAAAACUGAGGUAAGACAUGACGGGCUGCCAAGAAUAUCUGCUUAAAAUAAAGUUAAGUGAAAUGAAUAGCAUCUGGAGAGAGUGCACAUCUGGAAAGCAAAAUGAGGAGAUGCUGAAACAGUUGAGUUUUGGCCCCAAGACCCAGACCCUGCUCGGCUCCAGUUCACCUUCACGCGACUGGCUGAUGGAGCACUAAACAGGAUUACAUUGACUUCUUCAUAAACUGCCUCAGAGAUUUGUUUCCAAAAUGAUAUGAUUAUUGUAUAAUAAGUCUCUGAGAGACCAAGCCUUUUGGUCCCAUGCCUGGUACAAUCAUUGUCUUUUCAAAUACAAGGUUCAUGUGUAAAAGGAAUAGGUCGACAUUUUGGGAUAGAAACUCAUUCACUUUCUUGCUGAGUUAGAUGUGAAGAUUUAUUAACCUCUAAUGUUUGUAUGCUGAAUAUGAAGCUGGUGCCAGUGAGCUUAGCCUUGCACAAAAACAGAAAACAGACGGAAACAGCUAACCUGGCUGCGCUCACGUCAUAUUGUUCAGUAACAUUAGACAAUUUUUGCCUCUAUUUAGGUGGCAGGAGUGACAAUUAGUCAUCCUCAACCUUUGUUGUUUUAUAUUAUAAAAUGAUGAAGACUAUUGAAGAACAAUUGCAUACAAAAUGGGAUGUGAGCUCUAUAGGAGAACUUUUUUCUCAACGCUUAUCAUUUCUUCCCCCAAUAUUAUGUACAGAUUUUUAGGCAUUCUGUUAUCUGAAAUACUGGAACUAGUACAUAGAGCUUGUUUAAGUCAGUCCCUCCAUGAUUUGGAGCUGUUUUAAGGAAUUGUUGUGGCUUUACAUUUCCUGAUUUCAACAAAUUAUUUCAAGACAAUUUUACUAAAAAAUUGUAUGGCAUGUUGCAAUCUCCAUAGGUGAUUUUUGCAAUGAAAUUGUGAUGGAAAGUGAAAAUUGGUCAAAUAUUUCUGAUGCAUUUGCAUCUGCGAUCAACUGAUCAACAGCUGAUUGCUGAUAAUUAGCUAAUUCUAAGUAGUGCUGAGGGACCGUCUCCCUGAGCCACUCUCCUCCCAAUCUCUCUGCCAGAGUUAACUCAGCAGCUGCUAACAUUGCACACUGAGCCAUUAAACAGUCCUGACAAACUCACACCAAAAGCAAAAAUGACCAAACACUGUUGCUUAACACUGUUUAGCCAUGUGAUGCCAUUUCAUGCCAUGUCGUGUGAUGCACGGUUUUCCAAUGAAAUGAGAUUUUAACUUCUUAAAUAUUUUAUUUUGCAUUAAAGUUGCAAUGAUGGACACAUUUGCAAGGUUGCAUGGAAUUCAAAGGGAAUUGGCUGAAUUGUUGUGAUUACAACUUUGCAACAUCCUACAGAGACAGGUAAAUGCAGAUUUUUUUUUUCAAAGGAGCAUUGCCCCUGAUCCCCCUGGGUUUGCGCUGAGCCCUGACUGUUAAGACAUCUGGCUCCACCCCUUGCAAAAAUAUUUAAUACUGCAAAAGAAGCUGAUGAUGGAUAGUUACCUGGUGUGACUUCAACUUUAUAAGUGGUAAGAAAAAAAGAUGCACUCCAAAAUCAGAAUAACAAGGUUUCAUUUUAGCUUGAGACAGAGCCAGGCUGGCUGUUUACCCAUUUCCAGUCUUUAUGCUAAGCUAACAGUUGCUGGAAGCACAGACAUCUCAUCUCACACUCAGCAAGAAAGCAAACCAAAAUGUCAAACUUUACCUUCAGUUAUUAUUAGUGAUUAACUUGUCUGUAUCUGUUGUUUCUGAUAAGUUGUCAUAUGUUAUAGCGGGUUGAGUCUACUGAUGUACCUUUGAAUACUGUUGUGUUGUGCAUGUUUCAUUAUCUUUUAUACUAAACAAUGUUCAGGUGUGCUUUGUUGUUUCAUUUGCGAGACGUGGUGCUCAGCAGAUAUUUAUCUGUGUUCAUUAUUGAAGUGAGAUUAAAGUCACGACAACAAAGGGA